Beta vulgaris subsp. vulgaris (sugar beet) is the source of this 4467-nucleotide messenger RNA. RefSeq names its product ATPase family AAA domain-containing protein At1g05910. Gene Ontology annotation, biological process: positive regulation of transcription by RNA polymerase II. The transcript is spliced from 10 exons. The record is from RefSeq and is a predicted model, not a curated record. Gene Ontology annotation, cellular component: nucleus. NCBI's taxonomy places the organism in Eukaryota, Viridiplantae, Streptophyta, Magnoliopsida, Caryophyllales, Amaranthaceae. The coding region runs from base 657 to 4307 and encodes 1216 amino acids. Gene Ontology annotation, molecular function: histone binding; ATP binding; ATP hydrolysis activity.
GCCAAACAUGCCCGUAAUGGCAAUCUUGUAAUAAAUACAAACAAAACAAUGCAUUUUAGAUUGUAAUACUUAUCGAUUCAUAACAUUUUCUAAAAUGAAAAAUAUUGUACUAUUUUAAAAACGGAGAAAGUAUAUUUAAUCUCUGUGUCACACUUCACACUUAUUAAAAGGAAAAAAAAUUCACAUUAUUUAUUACUAAAAAGUAAAAACGUUAUUAGUACUACUCUCUUAAACCCCUUUAUUUUUGGGUAAUUUUGACUAGAGAAAGCAAAAAAAAAAAAAAAAAAAAAAAAAAAAAGUCUCUCUUCUCUCUUCCUUCCCUAUAAUAUGAAAGCUUGGCCUCAACCUUCAAAAACCCAAAAAAUUUCGCCAGUUUCCUCUGAACAUUUGUCACUCUUUUUCUCUCUCCUCCACUUUCUCACCCUUAAACCCCCAAAUUCUAAAACCCAAAUUCAACCAUCAAAAUCAACAACAACAUCAACAUCUUCAACAAAUUCGAUCUACAAAUUACCUUAGGGUUUCCAAUUUCUCCCCCAAAUAACCUAUUCUUCAACAUGCAUGUCGAUCAAUCUUUUUGAAAACGUCGGACCUCCAUUUCCGACCUAGUUGUUUAGCUGAAAGAGACGAACAACAAAAAAAACUUCGUGUUCUGAGUUAUGCAUUCUAAGCGAUCCAGCCAUGGAAAUGCGAAUGGAAGUAUUGCUAAAGUUAACAAUAACAAUAACACUAGUAAUAUUAACAAUAGUAGCAAUGGAAUGGCGAAACGAACGAGUAGUCGAAUUCGUAGGCCGCCAAUGAGAGGUAUUUUGUAUUAUACUUCUUCGUCGUUUCGGAAGAAUCGAAAGAAGUCGAAAACGAGAACUGCUGCUGCUCACAUUGCUAAGUUAUUGACGCCGAAGAAAUCUAUUUCUGAUUUGGAUAUGACCAACCUUCGGCGUUCUACCAGACAAAGGAGAGUAUCUGUUAAUCUAGGAGACUAUACAGAUAGUUCUGGUUCACAGGAUGAGGAUUUAAUGAAACCUGAAACAUACCGUACAAGAGGCCGGAUUGAUACUGGUGCUGCUCAGGAUGAAUUACUAUCUCCUAAGCGUAGAAAAGUUAUGGAGACUAGAUCCACACCUCGACGGGAAGGGUUGCGUCCUCGUAAUUCCAAACAAAACGGGAGACGUAAAACUCUUGCAUUUGAGGAUGAAGGUAGCUCAGAAGAAAAGGAUGAUGAAGAUGAAAUAGAAAAUGGAAAUGAUGGUGAGGAUAAUGAUGAUGAGGGUGAAGGUGAUGAUGAAGGUGAAGGCGAGGAGGGUGGAGAGGGCGAAGAGGAGGAUGAAAGAGAAGAAGAUGGCGAUGAUGAAGAGGGUGAGGAGGAGCAGGAUGGACGGAGGCGUUAUGAUCUUAGGAACCGUACAGAUGUUCGUAGGCUUUCCUUGGAGGAGAGUAAGCAUAGACCAAGAUCUCCUCGGAGGGUUUUGCAUCAUGGGAUGGGGAACAAGGUCAACAGGGUUGUGGGAAGGGGUGGAACGAGAGUCCACAAACGUCAUCGUUUUACUAGGAUUGAUGAUUCUGAUGACUCUCUCCUUGUGGAUGAGUUGGACCAAGGCCCGGCAAUUCCCUGGGCUCGGAGUGGAAGCAGAUCUGGGCCUCCUUGGCUCUUGGGAGGACUGGACAUGCAUGGGGCAACAGCUUGGGGAUUAAACGUUGCUGCUUCUGGCUGGGGUCAUCAGACAGAUUCUUAUACUUCUUUGACUUCUGGGGUCCAGACUGCUGGCCCAAGUUCAAAGGGUGGAGCAGAUAUUCAGCCUUUGCAAGUUGACGAUAGUGUGAGUUUUGAUGAUAUAGGUGGACUUUCAGAAUACGUUGAUGCUUUGAAGGAAAUGGUCUUUUUUCCCUUGCUUUACCCAGAUUUCUUUGCAAGCUAUAAUAUUACCCCACCUAGAGGUGUCCUAUUGUGUGGACCUCCAGGAACUGGGAAAACUUUGAUUGCACGAGCAUUAGCUUGUGCUGCUUCAAAAGCUGGCCAGAAAGUCAGCUUUUACAUGCGUAAGGGAGCUGAUGUUCUCAGCAAAUGGGUUGGAGAGGCUGAACGACAGUUGAAACUUCUUUUUGAAGAAGCCCAAAGAAAUCAGCCUUCCAUCAUUUUCUUUGAUGAAAUAGAUGGGCUUGCUCCAGUGAGGUCAAGCAAACAAGAGCAAAUCCACAAUUCUAUAGUUUCAACUUUGCUUGCUCUAAUGGAUGGCCUCGAUUCCCGUGGACAAGUUGUACUGAUUGGAGCCACGAAUAGAAUUGAUGCUAUUGAUGGGGCCUUGCGUCGACCUGGUAGGUUUGAUCGAGAGUUUAAUUUUCCGUUGCCUGGCUGUGAGGCUCGGGCUGAAAUAAUAGAUAUUCAUACUCGCAAAUGGAAGCACCCUCCGACUAAAGAACUAAGGAUGGAACUUGCAGCUAGUUGUGUUGGUUAUUGUGGGGCUGACCUUAAGGCACUCUGCACUGAAGCUGCCAUUCGUGCAUUUCGUGAAAAGUAUCCUCAGGUGUACACCAGUGAUGACAAAUUCCUCAUAGAUGUUGAUUCAGUUAGGGUAGAGAAAUAUAACUUUUUUGAUGCUAUGUCAACAAUUACUCCUGCUGCUCACAGAGGCUCCAUUGUGCAUUCGAGGCCGUUGUCAGCUGUUGUCGCACCGUGCUUGCAAAGACACCUCCAAAUGGCCAUGGGACACAUAUCAGAUAUUUUUCCUGCUUCUGCUAUUUCUUCUGAAUUGACAAAAUCAUCUAUGCUCUCCUAUGGUUCUGCUAUUCCAUUGGUUUAUAGACCUCGGUUUCUGCUAUAUGGCAAUGAAGGUGUUGGGCUGGAUCAUCUAGCACCUGCUAUAUUACAUGAGUUGGAGAAGUUUCCUGUUCACUCUCUUGGGCUUCCAUCUCUGCUGUCAGAUCCUAGUGCAAAGACACCUGAAGAGGCUUUAGUACAUAUACUUGGUGAAGCUCGAAGGACAACACCGUCUAUACUAUAUUUGCCCCAUUAUGAUCUUUGGUGGGAAAAUGCACAUGAUCAGCUUAGAGCAGUUCUACUCACUCUGUUAGAAGAAUUGCCUUCAGAGUUACCAGUAUUGUUACUUGGAACAACCUCAGAUCUACCCCCUGAUAUGGAAGGGCGGCAUCGGAUAUUUACUGAACGUAGCAUUUACAAAGUAGACGGACCAUCAAAUGAAGAUCGGGCUUUGUUCUUUGACCGCCUAAUUGAAGCUUCUUUGUCAGUACCAUCUGAAUCUACUUCAAAUAAACCUCUAUCAACAUCAGUUCCAGAGCUCCCUAAAGCUCCUAAGGUGUCCUCUGGUCCAAAUAUCUUCGAGUUGAAAGCAAAGGUUGAAGCAGAGCAGCAUGCGCUUCGUAGAAUGCGGAUGUGUCUUAGAGAUGUGUGCAAUAGGAUCCUCUAUGAUAAACGUUUUAGUGCCUUCCAUUAUCCAGUUACAGAUGAAGAUGCUCCUAAUUAUCGCUCGGUAAUCCAAAAUCCUAUGGAUGUGGCUACACUGCUUCAGCGGGUAGAUUCCGGCCAGUAUAUAAAAAGUUCUGCUUUCCUGCAGGAUGUUGAUCUAAUCUUAAGCAACGCGAAGGUAUAUAAUGGAGAUGACUAUAAUGGAGCUAGGAUUGUUAGCAGAGCGCAUGAGCUUCGAGAUGCAGUGCAAGGAAUGCUCUCUCAGAUGGACCCUGCACUUGUGGCUUUCUGCGAUAAGAUUGCUGCUCAAGGCGGCCCUACUCAAAUGCCUGAUGAUAUUGGGAGCUCUGUUCUACAACAAACUCCUGUUGUUCAAACAUUAACUGUGACUAGAGCGAGUGCCCGGCUCCGUAAUGUCCAGCCAGAGGUUAACCUAGGUCAGAGUUAUGAAGCAUUAAAAAGGCCAAAGAAGAAUGUUGACAUUCUCCCCACAGCUGCUGAAGACAAGUCUAGACUUCCAGAAAUGGUGCCUCCACCAUCAACAGUAGAGGCUCAAGCUAAGUUUACAGCCGAUGAAGGACCAGAGAGCUCAACUGCAAAUUGCAGUGAACCCGAGGCUCCAAUGGAAGUGGAGGAAUUGGAAUGCAGAACAUGUCCUGUAGAUGAUGUUAACGUAGAAGACAGAGAUACUUCUAGCGGCCAAGUAGAAGUGAUCAAACAGCAAUUUUUGGAGCGCACGGAAGGAUGUGGUAUUCCACAGCUUGAAAGGCUCUAUACCCGUAUUAUAAAGGGCGUUUUUGAGACAAAAUCAACAGCAGGUUCAGAGAACAUCAAAUCUAAAGUUGUUCAAUUUUUGUCCAAGUUCUCUCAGGAUGUGACCAACUUUUGAUAUCGGCUUCUUUUUCCCCUUUUCUCCCCACUCCCAUCCCUUUUUUUUUUUUCCCUGGUUCUAUUGGUAGUUGAUUUAAACUAGAUCUUGUACAAAGUCGGGAUCUUAUUUUUCUCUGAAUGAAAAAUACAAGAGUUACACAGGUACAGAGUUCGCUGCA